AUGUCUGUGUCCAGACUUUUCACGAACGCCUCGCGGCUGCUUUCACAGCGAUCUGCCCUUUCCUCCUCAAUACGUCCUUCCUUUCGCAGAGUCGCACCUAGAUCCCUUCCUGCCAUCCGAGGAUAUGCAUCAGGGUCACAGCAGACGUUCACGGUCCGUGAUGCGCUCAAUGAAGCACUAGCAGAGGAGCUUGAGCAAGAUGAAAAGGUGUUCAUAUUAGGAGAGGAAGUGGCUCAAUAUAAUGGCGCAUAUAAAGUCACCAAAGGACUUCUCGAUCGCUUCGGCCCUAAACGAGUCAUCGACACGCCUAUCACAGAGUCAGGCUUCUGCGGUCUAGCUGUGGGUGCAGCUUUGGCUGGUCUACACCCCGUGUGCGAGUUCAUGACGUUCAAUUUCGCCAUGCAGGCAAUUGAUCAGAUCAUCAACUCUGCAGCAAAAACCCAUUACAUGUCGGGUGGCAUCCAACCCUGCCCAAUUGUUUUCCGAGGCCCUAAUGGUUUCGCCGCCGGAGUUGCUGCUCAACAUUCGCAAGACUACUCAGCAUGGUACGGAAGCAUCCCUGGAUUGAAAGUUGUCGCCCCAUGGAGCGCCGAGGACGCAAAGGGACUGUUGAAAGCCGCCAUCCGAGACCCGAACCCUGUGGUUGUUCUAGAGAACGAACUGCUAUACGGUCAGGCUUUCCCAAUGAGCGCAGAGGCUCAAAAGAGCGACUUCGUUCUUCCCUUCGGCAAGGCGAAGAUCGAACGGCCAGGCAAGGACUUGACCAUCGUGACCCUUUCCCGAUGCGUGGGCCUGUCGCUGGACGCCGCAGAACAGCUGAAAAAGAACUAUGGUGUCGAAGCUGAGGUCAUCAACCUGCGUUCAAUCAAGCCCAUGGAUGUGGAGGCCAUCAUCAAGUCUGUCAAGAAAACGGGUGUUCUCAUGGCGGUUGAAUCCGGCUUCCCUGCCUUUGGAGUUGGUGCAGAGAUCCUUGCCUUAGCGGUCGAAUACGGAUUCGACUACCUCCAGGCGCCCCCGGUUCGUGUUACUGGAGCGGAAGUGCCCACACCGUAUGCGCAGAAAUUGGAAGAGAUGAGCUUCCCUCAGGUCGACACCAUCACAAACUACGCAGCGAAGCUACUCAAGGUGUAA
This is a messenger RNA of Fonsecaea nubica, 1131 nucleotides long. RefSeq lists its product as hypothetical. Gene Ontology annotation, molecular function: pyruvate dehydrogenase (acetyl-transferring) activity. Gene Ontology annotation, biological process: pyruvate decarboxylation to acetyl-CoA. NCBI's taxonomy places the organism in Eukaryota, Fungi, Ascomycota, Eurotiomycetes, Chaetothyriales, Herpotrichiellaceae. Bases 1 to 1131 code for a protein of 376 amino acids. The record is from RefSeq and is a predicted model, not a curated record. The transcript has 4 exons.